AUGUUUAAACCUACACUUAGAAACUACGUAAAUGAUGCUCUUCAGCUUGAAAAACCAAUAGAUGAAUUAAAAUAUUUAUCAAAAGAAUUAUCAGAGACAAUAACUCAUGAAGCAGAUGAAAUUCUUGCUCAUUUUGCAGAAGCAUAUGAAUAUUUGAAGAAUUUAUCAUUAGAAGAGUUAAAAACAAAAAUUCAAUUUCAUUAUCUUGAAAAAUUUUCUUUCCUUGCACCAGAAAUGAAUUUAGAUGCAUUAGAAGAUCCUAAUUUAUCAAUUGAGGAACAUUUUGAAGUUCUCAAAGAUUGUAUUCAAAAAAUUCAAAAUUUUAAUCAUGAAUUAAUGAUUAUUAAUUCGAAAUUGGACAAUGAACUAAGAGGAAACAGUGAAACACGUCAAAUAAAAGGAGAAAAUGAGUUUAUUAAUAUAACAUCGAAAUAUGUAAAUCAAUUGAACACAACAAGAACGUAUUGCCAUGAUAUAUCAAUUGCUUUGUCCAAUUUCGACAUGGCUCUCUCAAAUAUUCCAUUAUUAGAUAAAAAUUUAUUUUCUGAACACGCAGUUUACAUGAUUUCCGCUGAAAUGCCAAGUUUGAUACAGAUGAACUGCAAAAUCGACCAUCUAAAAGAUAAAAUCCAAGAAAAAGUGGAUAAUUUUAACCGAAUUAAGCGACAAACAGAAAAUCUAAUAAUUGAAACCCGUCUUUAUAAUGAAACAAGAGAAAGAAUCAAAUCUCCUAAGAAUUGUAAGGAAUGUCUCUUAGAACCCGUAUUUUACCCAUCAUGCGGCCACGUAAUGUGCAGAAAUUGUUGGAAAACGUGUAACAAUAUAUGUCCUGUAUGCGGUCAAGCUAUAGAAUAUAUCAUCGAUAUCAAUUGGGAAAAUUGA
Trichomonas vaginalis G3 is the source of this 882-nucleotide messenger RNA. RefSeq names its product zinc finger, RING/FYVE/PHD-type domain-containing protein. The record is from RefSeq and is a predicted model, not a curated record. The transcript has a single exon. The coding region runs from base 1 to 882 and encodes 293 amino acids. Lineage: Eukaryota; Parabasalia; Trichomonadida; Trichomonadidae.